Molecule: messenger RNA, 3123 nt
Organism: Gryllus bimaculatus (two-spotted cricket)
Lineage: Eukaryota; Metazoa; Arthropoda; Insecta; Orthoptera; Gryllidae
Source: the annotation of a GenBank genome assembly
AGCGCGAGCCGACCUGCGUCGCCCGCCCGCGGCCCCGCGCCGCCGCCGCAGUCGCACCGCGCGCGCCCCGCGUGUGCGCGCUGCCCGAGGCGGCGCUGCCUGGGCGGCGGCGCCGCCUGCGGGGGCGUGGCGGGGGCGGCCGGACGGCGAGGCGCGCUCGGCUGUGGCGCCUGCGUGGCGGCCGCCCUGCGUCUGCUGCUGCCCGACCGCGCGCCGCUCGUCGCGCCCCUCGCGCAGCUCCUAGCGCAGCGCUGGCUGGACCUGGAGCGUGCCGCCGAGCUGCGCGCGCUGGUGGCGGCGCUGGCUGCGCGCGGCGCGCACUCCCCGGCCGCGCAGCGCUGCCGCCUCUGGUUCCUCGUGCGCACCUCGGCGCGCGCGCUCGCCGACGCCGCGCGCCUCUUGCGCUCCCCCGCCCCCUACAUAGUCAUCAAAGCCAGAAAUCAUGAUAUGCUACUUCCAAUUGUGCCACAAAAGAACAUUUCUUACAGAGAAUGUAAUUUGGGACAUUCUCUAGUGUUAACUUUUGCAAGCAAACUAACAGCUUUGCAACAGACUUCUCUGAUUCUAGGAAUUGAAGGUUUCAGUAGUUACAAGAAUGUAUAAAGUGAAUUAUAAGAAUUGGGUUAAGAUGAAGUCAAACUUGAUUAUUUUAUAAUUAUUAACAAAAUGAAUGUCGAAUGGUUUAGUGCCACCUCAAUUGUAUUUACAUGACAAAGACAAUGUAAAGAUGCCAUUUGUAGCGAUAAAUAUUUUGUAACAAGUUCACAUAUUAUUUCCACUGUUGUGUUUUGUUCAACAGUUAACUUUUAUUUUUGAUUAUGGAGUUGCUUUAUAUAUAUCUUUAAGUACAGAGAAGUUUCAAAUACUUAUUUUAGUACGAUACAUGUAAAAUAUUUUUAAGAUUAAUGUAACCUUAUACAAAAUCAUGAAAUAAUUCAUAAGAGACAACAUCUAAUAUUUUUAUUUGAACACCAAUAUUAUGUUUUGAUGCAGACGUUAUAAUUUCAGUACUUGUAUACAUUACUUCCCUUCUUUGCUGAAAUAUUAAAAAUUUAUGAAGUGAAAUAUCAAAAAGGGUACUUUUUUUACUUUAAAAGGCUCUAAUACAGAACUUUUAGUCACAUUUGGUUUAAAUUUCUGAUAAUGGUUGUGAUCACUUAAUUAGCACAAUAUCAAGAGAACUGCCCAUUCAAGGAAGAAAAAAAGGACCCAGGUUCAAAAUUUCAUGUUUUAAAGUUGUUUCAGGAUUACCAGCAUACAAAUAUAUUCUUUUAAUUGGAUUAUUUACAAUUACAAGUAAAUUGAUUACUAAUUAAAUUACAGUAAUAAAAUUGCUCCUGACUAUACAUUUGCUAUACCCUUCUGUUUCUUACUUUGAAUUUGUCAUACACUUUGAGUCAUUUUGUAUUUCUAGCAAUACUUAUAUUCAAAAUAUAAUUUAUCAAUUGUACUAAUUAAUAUUUGAGUGGGAUGUUUCAUUAUGUAUUCUGAACAUACAUCGGAAAUAAAGUAUGAUAUUUUGAGGAUGCCCUGGUGAGAUACUAUUCAUUGUCUGAUGAAGGUAUUUUUAUUGCUCCUCUGCAUUUCUAUGGUGACUAAUUUAAAGGAGAACAAAAGGAAACAUAUUUCAUUGAAUAAUAAAUUCAAAAGGUUUUUGCUAGCAAUAAUGGAUCAUGUUGAACUGAAUGAUGUUCCUCAGACAUCGCAAACAAAAAUUGAUGAGAAAUGAAUGUUAUGCAUUGAAUAAAAGUGCCUCUGUUCAGAAUAAUGAGAGAGACUUCCUCUUCACUCAUAAAUCCCUGAAGAAACCCACUACCCUCUCUUAAUUGUUAGAGACAGAGGUUUGCUGGAUAUAAAAGAAAGGAUCUAGCAUAUUUAUAAGUGUUUAAUCUUAUUGGUUUUUAUAUUAUCGUUUACGAGGUGUUCUUAUUUAAUUUCAAUAUACCAAUAAGCUACAGAUUUUAUUAUUUAUUAAUAAUUGCUGUUUUACAAAUUCAAGAGAAUGUCAUUUUAACUUAUCAUUCAUAUCUCCCAAUAAAUUGUUAAUGGUUGUGUUGUUAAAUUGUACCCAGAAACAUGUGCCUUGAAUGUAUAAAAAACAACAGAAAACAGCACAAUUUACACUUUUUGAAAGUUGAGAUAAAAUAUAUGGCUUUAAAAGUUGUAGACAAGUUUGAAUGUAACAAAUCUGAUCCCAAAGCCAAUUCAAAAACAGAUAUUACAAGUGUUUCGAAUUGUUUCAUAAAAAAUGUCCUUUGAAUUGUUUAUUUUACAGGAAAUUUAGAUAGAUUUAGGUAAAAUGAUAAGAAAAAUUUUAAAAUGUAUUUUCCUCACUCUCAGAACAUAUCAUAAACAAAAAAAUUAUUCAUACAAACUGUACAGUGGCUUAAAUUCUGAAAUACAAUUUGUGAUCAUGGGAAAGGUUUAUUGUCUUAAACUUUAUCCUUAGCUGACUGUUUUUGAAAAUGUUUAUUGUUAAUAUAAUUUUUACAUUAAAAAGAACAUUAACUUUUUAGUUUCUGACAUCUAUUUUUGUAUUUAUCCCCUCUGUUUGAAGUGAUUGCUCCCAGGAACAGCCGAUAACAGGUCCUCGUACAUGAAUGAUGUCUCAAGGGGUACUGAAUUCAAACAAAAAUAGAAUAUACAGAGAAUGGAUCAACUAUAUUUCAGUCCUUUUCAAUCAAAGUUAUUAAAGACUAAUUCAUUGUGUACUAAUUUAUAAAUAUCAUUGUAUCCACUGUGCUCAAGUCAGUAUGAAACUUCAUUAAAAUCCACAGCAUGGAUGAAACGCUGUAUCAAAUUGCACAGUUGUCUAAUACUGCACUAUGUAGAAUUUUUUAUGAAUUCAUAACUUUUGUGUAUUGGAGAAUUUAAUGUUUACUUAUAGAUUAAUAUUUUUCACCAACUGAGAAGAUGAAAAUAUAAUGAAAUUCAAAUUAAACUAUUGAUUUAUUAAAUUAGUAGUAGCAGGUAUCUAAGAUUCUGUUAUAGCAUGUACUAAUCUGUGCUUCCUAGGAGAUAGAGAUAUUUGUUUCUUGUCUUUCAAGUGUUGUAAAGAUCAUGAUGCCAAUAGUCUUAAGAAUUCUCUUGUAUUUCUCAGCAAUGAUUAAAAGUCAUGAAUCA